This is a messenger RNA of Lasiodiplodia theobromae, 1542 nucleotides long. RefSeq names its product Translation initiation factor. NCBI's taxonomy places the organism in Eukaryota, Fungi, Ascomycota, Dothideomycetes, Botryosphaeriales, Botryosphaeriaceae. The record is from RefSeq and is a predicted model, not a curated record. Bases 1 to 1542 code for a protein of 513 amino acids. The transcript has 2 exons.
AUGGCUGACCCCACCCCCACGCCUACGCCCGCCAACGGCCAGACCACCCAGCCGGCCACAGCUCCUGCCGAGACAAAGCCUGCAGACAUGUCGAAGGAGCAGACUCCCGCCGCCGCUGGAGCCGCGCCGGCUGCGCCCAAGGAAGAGAAGCUGUCGGGCGCCGAGCUCAAGAAGCGCGCCAAAGCCGAAAAGGCCGCAAAGCGUGCUGCCGAGAAGGCAGCUAAAGAUGCAACAGGCGGAGGUGCUCCGCCGCCGCCUGCGGGAAACAAGAAGCAAGAAAGCAAGCAGAAGGAGCAGAAGGGAGGCCAGCAGAACCAGCAGGCUGGAGGUUCGCGGGGCGGCCAGCAACAGGACCGUCCGCUUCCCACGCGGAGGAGGCCGUCGCAGAGCGGGCCUGCUGGCGGGCCCCUAAAAGAGGCCAAGAGCGAGAAGAAGAAGCACGCUGAGAAGCAGGUCGGCUUGUUCGGGCACCUCUACGGCCAGCCGCGGAGGCAUGAGAUUGAGGGCGCGGCUAAGGAAGUCCACCCCGCCAUCCUGGCGCUGGGUCUGCAGAUGAGCAGCUAUGUUGUCUGCGGCAGCAACGCCCGGACUGUCGCUAUGCUGCUAGCCUUCAAGUCGGUUAUUGAGUCGUACACCACUCCUCCCGGCACCUCGCUCGCUCGCCAUCUUACCUCCCACCAUCUUUCGCCUCAGAUCUCUUACCUCUCCAGCUGCAGACCGCUUUCCGUGUCCCAAGGAAAUGCCAUUCGUUGGCUGAAGGACCUCAUCAUUAAGGUCGACCCCUCGGUUCCUGAGACGACUGCAAAGGCCCACCUCCUCUCCCACAUUGAUACUUUCAUUCGCGAGAAGUUCACCGCUGCCGAUGAGGUCAUUUCGGAAUCCGCAAGCGCUAAGAUUGUGGACGGCGACGUAAUCGUUACAUUUGCGAAGAGUAGCAUUGUGCUCAAGACCCUUCUCCGUGCCCAUGCAGACGGCCGCAAGUUCCGUGUCAACGUGGUCGACUCGAAGCCGCUCUUUGAAGGAAAGCAGAUGGCGCGUAGCCUCGCGGCUGCUGGAAUCCAGGUCAGCUACUGCCUCGUUGGUGCCGCGUCGCACGCAGUCAAAGAAGGCUCCAAGGUCUUCCUUGGUGCGUCUGCCAUGAUGAGUAACGGCCGGCUUUAUUCGCGCGUCGGCACUGCAAUCAUCGCCAUGUUUGCGCAUGAGCGUGAUAUUCCCGUCAUCGUGUGCUGCGAGUCUGUCAAGUUCACCGAACGCGUUGCGCUCGACUCGAUCGUCAACAACGAAAUCGCUCCGGCGGAUGAGAUUCUCGGUCACGGAGAAUGGAUUGGCGAAGGCCUUACGAACGGAGAUGACGAGGAGGGAGCGGAGAAGAAGGGACGCGAGGGUGCCUUGAAGAGGUGGAAGGAGACACCUCAUCUGCAGCUGUUGAACGUGCUGUACGACGUCACGCCGGCCGAGUAUGUGAAGAUGGUUGUCACCGAGAUGGGAAGUUUGCCGCCAAGCUCGGUUCCUGUUGUGCACCGGAUCAGCACGAGCGUCUGA